AUGAUCCUUGCGUCUCCUGCCUUCUUCUUCCUGCCCUUCUUCACGGGUGAGCUCAUGUUUGCUUUUACUGUAUUUCUUUGGGUUUACGUUAUGUUUGUCCAACUUGUGUACAUUUUUUUAUUGCUUUCUACAGGUGCCGUCUCCACUGAGCAAGUGUGUUCUUACUACGAUGUCCUAGAGCAUCUGAACAUGAGCGCACUCACUGGUUUGUACUCCAUGACGAGGCCAGUCAAAGACUACAAAAAGCAAACAGUGGUUACACUGGAGGUCGUUCUCUACGCCAUCCUAGACGUGGUAAAAAUAGACCAGACCUUCGUUCCCUACGUUUGGAUUUUCACGAGCUGGCAAAAUGACCACAUCUCCUGGGAUCCGGAUCGGUUUUGUGGAAUUAAGAACAUCUCUCUUCCCACUGAACUGUUGUGGAAACCAGAUCUCACCAUUGAAGAGAUGAUAGAGAGGGACAAGGCCCCCCCGAGCCCUCACUUGAUCAUCACUAGUGGCGGCCAAGUGCAGGUUCAAAACGACCAGGUGCUGCUCAGCACGUGCAAGAUGCAAAUCUACCAAUUUCCUUUUGACCAUCAGAGCUGCAACCUCACCUUUAAAUCUGUGGUCCAUUCGGUUGAGGAACUCCGUCUGCUUCACUUGCUCAACUCCGCCGAAGUCACCAAUUGGUCGCGCAAGGUGAUGUGCACAAAGAACGAGUGGCUCUUUGACGACAUGACCGUCAUGAACAAGACAGUCAACGUGUUCGGCGUGCAGCAAGAUAUCAUUGUUUACACUAUCAGCAUGAAAAGGAGGCCACUGCUGUACAUCAUCAACUUCCUGUUGCCCAUCCUCUUCUUCCUGGCUCUGGAUUUGGCUUCCUUCUUCAUCUCAGACUUUGGAGGCGAGAAGCUGAGCUUCAAGGUGACUAUGCUGCUGGCCGUCACUGUCAUGCAGCUCCUCCUGAACGAGAUCCUGCCCUCCUCCUCCAACAAAAUCCCACUCAUAGCUGUGUACUGCAUCGGCAUCUUUGGUUUAAUGAUGCUCAGCCUGCUGGAGACCAUCUUUGUCAUGUACCUGAUGGAGAAAGAUAAAGGCAGCGAGAGCAUCGUUGGAAGCUUGAAGGAAGACAACGAGUCUGACCGCACUUCAGGUGAAAAGACUUCCUGUUAA
Messenger RNA from Nerophis lumbriciformis (worm pipefish), 1155 nucleotides. Lineage: Eukaryota; Metazoa; Chordata; Actinopteri; Syngnathiformes; Syngnathidae. The record is from RefSeq and is a predicted model, not a curated record.